AUCUUCUUCCUCUCCACUCUGAAGUGAUCUCUAAAGAAUUCGUCGAUGGCUUCCUCUAUCGUAAUUAGAAGAAAUCAGCAUAAUAUUCGGUGCUUCAGUCGUACUUUAGUAACCAAUACACAUCAUCACCUGAGUUCUUUGCUGAACCCAUCAUCUUCAUCAGUAUUACCUACCAAUGAAAUGUUAACUAGGGUUUCCGAUGGUCUCAUUCCACAGUCUAAACCGGUUGUUCCUUUAAUUGGACAAAGAUAUGGUGCUUUGAGUUUGUAUAAUAGGUACUUAUGUACUAAACCUGAAACCCCUAAAUUGAAGAACCUUAUAGAAGAUGCUGGGAAGAGUAAAGAAAAUGGAGGUGAAACUGAUGAUUCAUCAUCUCAGCAGCAGCAGCAGCAGACUGAUCAAAAUGCUGGGAAGUCAAUACGAGGCGCUCCGGUUUCAUGGUUGAGCUUUUUCUUGCUGCUAGUAACUGGAGGAGGAGUUCUUUAUUAUUUUGAGCAGGAGAAGAAACGGCAUAUAGAAGGUAUACAUAAAGCCUCCACUGCCGUUCAACAAGGACCAUCAGCUGGAAAAGCAAAUAUUGGUGGUGAAUUCAAGCUUGUUAACCAAGAUGGAAAAUAUGUCACGGAUAAGGAUUUUAAGGGAAAGUGGAAUUUGAUUUAUUUCGGUUUCACUCAUUGUCCAGAUAUUUGCCCAGAUGAGUUAAUUAAACUUGCAGCUGCAAUAGACAAAAUAAAGGAAAAAUCAGGCUAUGAAAUUGUACCUAUAUUUAUAUCAGUUGAUCCUGAGAGAGAUACUGUUGAGCAAGUCGGUGAAUAUGUCAAAGAAUUCCAUCCUAAGAUAAUCGGGUUAACUGGUACUGUGGAUGAAGUAAAGAAAGUUGCUCGUGCUUAUCGGGUUUAUUAUAUGAAAACAGAAGAGGAAGGCUCAGACUACCUUGUGGAUCAUUCUAUUAUCAUGUAUUUGAUGAACCCUGAGAUGGAAUUCACAAAAUAUUUUGGAAAGAAUGAAAAUGUGGAUUCACUUACUGAUGGCAUAAUUCACGAGGUUAAGAUGUACAGCCAAAGUAAAAGUCUCUUUGCGCGUCUUUUCAAUUUGUGAUUCUCAUGAAUCACAGGGAUGAUGGCUUCCUCCUUUAAAUUUUGGCAGGUUAUGAAAUUGAUAUGAAUGAACAACACUAUCUUUUGCUUAUUACCCAUUUGUUAGAAUUGAUGUCAUACAGCAGAAAUUUACAAUGAAUAAUAGACCAUUUUUUCAGUGACACAAGGUUGCGCCUUGGAUAUGUAUUAAUUUUUUGUUUUAUUUUUCUGAAUAGCUCUUCUACAUGGUGUUUACUUGUAUUUUUGUCUUCACUGAAUUCCAACUGAAAUGGAAACUGGAAAGUGCCUGAACUUUGUCUCA
Papaver somniferum (opium poppy) is the source of this 1398-nucleotide messenger RNA. Its product is annotated as protein SCO1 homolog 1, mitochondrial-like. NCBI's taxonomy places the organism in Eukaryota, Viridiplantae, Streptophyta, Magnoliopsida, Ranunculales, Papaveraceae. The transcript has 7 exons. The record is from RefSeq and is a predicted model, not a curated record. Bases 46 to 1098 code for a protein of 350 amino acids. Gene Ontology annotation, biological process: mitochondrial respiratory chain complex IV assembly.